GGCGCCAUUCGGCCGCCGGAGCGACCAUCCCGCGGCGAUGCGGCGGGUAGCGGCGCUCCUCCUCCUCCUCGCCUUCUCGGUCGCCGCCGUCGCAGCAGCAGAGGAUAUCACUGAUAUCCUACCAGCAGGAGGAGGGAACAACGGUAGCGCUAUAGAGGAUCCAGGUCUUGGCAAAGCAGGGCGGAAUGGUGAGACAGAUCCUGACACAGAGCACAAAGCGCACGAGGAGGGGGGACUCGACAACGCCAUUGCUGGCAACAAUAAGACGGAUACUUCCAUAGAAGGGACUAGCGCAGCAGGAGAUGAUCCAGUACAGAAGCCCAGCGACAGAGAUGACAAUACAACAACAACAGCAUCCUCGACGGACUUUUCGCAGGAUCCUCUUGUCAGCGGGUGCGAUCCGUCCCAUAGAUGUCUCAUUGGAAAGCACAAGUUCAUCGCCUGCUUGAAAGUUUCCGGAGAUUCAUCAGCUCUAUCCCUCUUGAUGGACAACAAAGGCGUAAACCCGCUUGAUGUUAGCAUAACGGCUCCACAUUACGUCACCAUAGCUGAAGCUACAGUUCAUGUUGAAGCGAACGAUCAUAACGAGACACAGGUGAGUGUUUCUGUCAGUGACACCAUGAAUGACAUGGCGAUAGUUCUCAAAGUCGCAGAAGAAACCUGUAGAAUCAAUCUUGACACCGCAGUCACAAGAAACAGGGGCCGGGUAAUACCAAUGAGACUAACUUCAACCUACAUGCUGGUGCCUGCAUUUGUUCUCCUUGGACUGGUGGGAUUAUGCGUCAAACUCCGGAAGUCGAGUAAGUCAGAUGGUGCACCAGCAUACCAGAAGCUCGACGCACCAGAGCUGCCAGUUUCCAUCGGAGGGAAGAAAGAAGCUGAUCAGGCUGACAAGUGGGAUGACAAUUGGGGAGAUGAUUGGGACGACGAGGAAGCGCCAUCGACACCGUCAAACUCGAUGCCUAACUUAUCAUCGAAAGGUCUGGCUUCAAGGAAAUCGACCAAGGAUGGCUGGAAAGAUUAGCUGCCAAAUGGAUAAUUAGAUCAGUGGAUCAUUGAUUAGAUAGUAGCAAUGCUUACAUUGUUUUCUUUUUUUGGAAGAGGGAAUUUUGUGCUUGGUAGACUACGAGAGAGUGUAACACACUGAUACCGCUAGAAAUAUGAAUGAUACUGUGCUAGUAUAAGUUGUUCUUUUUA
Molecule: messenger RNA, 1197 nt
Organism: Lolium rigidum
Lineage: Eukaryota; Viridiplantae; Streptophyta; Magnoliopsida; Poales; Poaceae
Exons: 4
Coding region: 38-1024 (328 amino acids)
Source: RefSeq, a predicted model, not a curated record